Messenger RNA from Gregarina niphandrodes, 1122 nucleotides. Its product is annotated as putative mRNA export protein. The transcript is spliced from 3 exons. The record is from RefSeq and is a predicted model, not a curated record. Bases 1 to 1122 code for a protein of 373 amino acids. Gene Ontology annotation, molecular function: ubiquitin binding. Lineage: Eukaryota; Apicomplexa; Conoidasida; Eugregarinorida; Gregarinidae.
AUGUAUAAUACGUCAACUGCUCCGGAGGCGAUAGAAUGUCAGUGUCCAGGAUCCCCCAGUGACACUGUGAGUGACAUGGAUUGGUAUUGGAAUCCGAAUUCGUUCCCGCUGCUGGCCGCAACUUCCUGGGACGGGUCGGUGACGGUGUGGGAGGUGCAGACGAACAAGCCUCUGACCCUAAACCCCACCCCGGGUCCGACUGCUUCCUCAGAUGCUGAGGACCCGAGGCCGACGCAAAUGCAAGCCAUAGGAAAACUUCAAGUCAACGUGGGCUCCCCUGCUCUAUGCUGCUGUUUCUUACUCGGUGAAGGUAUUGUCAUUGGAACAUUGGACAAGCGAUUAAUGUUGAUGAAGCUGCCGAAUGGCGAGUUGAGCCAGCUUGGUCAGCAUGAGGCUGCGAUAAAGAGGGUCCGCUUAGAUACAGGUAACAGGUGUGUGGUAUCGAUCGGAUUGGAUAGUGCGAUAAAGUGGUGGAAUUACGAGACGGGUCAGUUGAUGCACACAAUUAAGUUGGUAAGUCCGCCGGUGGAUGGUGAUUUGAAGAGUAGCGUAUUGAGUGUGAUGUGUGAGAAUCAUCGGUUGUACACAUACAACCUGAAUGAUCUGCGUUCGAAUCCUACGGAUGUGCACAUGACGUCGUUCAACUAUCCGUUCAUCACGGUGUCAUUACACCCGGAUCUAACCUCAUUAGCGACGGGUGGUGUGGAAGGUCGUGUGCGCAUAGUCAAUUUCCAACGGUCGAACUCGGAUUUCACGUUCCGAUGCCACCGUCUGACGGACGCGGGUCAGGUCACUUCGACCGUGUCGACCAACGUCGAAGAAAAUAACAUCUACUGUGUCAAUUCCGUCGACUUCAACCCCCUCUAUAAAACAUUCGCCACAGCCGGCGGUGAUGGCUACGUCCUCUUCUGGGAUAAAGAUAACAAGGCCAGAACCGGGCUCCUGAAACAAAAGUCCUCCGCCAUCACUCAAGUCAAAUUUCACCCUUCUGGUAGACUACUUGCUGUCGCAACCGGCUACGACUGGUCCCUUGGUAUCACUGGACGCACACAGAAGAAUCACACAUAUCAAGUCUCAGUAUUUUCACUGCCUGACGUCUGUAUCAAAAAGAAAAAACCCUAG